Stegastes partitus (bicolor damselfish) is the source of this 4130-nucleotide messenger RNA. RefSeq names its product FH2 domain containing 2 (gene fhdc2). Lineage: Eukaryota; Metazoa; Chordata; Actinopteri; Pomacentridae. The record is from RefSeq and is a predicted model, not a curated record. Bases 1 to 3381 code for a protein of 1126 amino acids. The transcript is spliced from 14 exons.
AUGAAAGACUCGCUCUGUGCCCAGAUUUGUGCCCCUGGACCCUACAGCUCUGAUGUGCCACAUAGUGGCACCCUUCUCUACUUUGAUGCCCACAUUGUCACCGUGUCCUAUGGAAGUCACAGUUGGGAGACCAUUAAGAAUGCACUCCAGUACAUCCCCCAGCUGAAUGAGGGAGGCGUUAACACAAGCCCUGCCAUUAUCAUCCACACUGGAAUCGUCAAUCGACCUUUGAACCAGAGCUCGCUGGAGGCUGGGAAGGACGUCGCAGAGCCCGUUUGCCCGCCGUCGGCCCUCCUUCUGACCACCAGCCGGGCAGAUAGCGCCCGUCGGAGCCGGCUGAGGAAGCUGAACUGGGAGCGUAUCCCCAAGGAGAAAGUGGAAGGGAGGAAGAGCGUGUGGAGCGGGGCGGCCCCAGGUGAGGACGAGUUCCCAAUAGACCUCCACUCUCUGGAUGAGCUGUUUGGUCAGAAGGACAGUAAGCCUCGGGACAGAACCAGCACACUGAGGCGGCGGUCUGCGCUCCUGCGCUGCAAAUCCCCACAGGACAGCUCAGAAGAGAUCUCCCUAUUGGACUCCAAACGCAGCAUGAACAUUGGAAUAUUUCUGCGGCAGUUCAAGAUGCCUGCGAAGGAGAUGGUUGAGGACAUCAGGCAGGGUGCUGGAGACCGUUACGGAGCAGAGAAGCUCACAGAGCUCUGCAAAUUGCUGCCUGACAGAGAGGAGGAGUCUCGCCUGAGGAGGUUCGGCGGGGAGCGGAGCUGCCUCGGAGAGCCCGAUCUUUUCAUGCUGCUGUUGGUGGAGGUCCCCAGUUUUCGGCUGCGUCUGGAUGCCAUGAUCCUGCAGCAAGAGUUUGACCCUGCUGUGACCUCUCUGUGUGUGGCAGCCAGAUGUCUGAGGGAGGCGGCCAGAGAACUGCUGAGCUGUCCAGAAUUACACUCCAUCCUCCGAUUGGUGCUGAAAGCAGGGAACUAUAUGAAUGCUGGUGGAUACGCAGGGAAUGCCGCUGGUUUUCGAAUUUCAUCACUCCUCAAACUGGCUGACACCAAAGCCAACAAGCCGGGCAUGAAUUUGCUGCAUUUUGUCGCUAUGGAAGCUGUGAAAAAGGACCAGAGUUUACUGUCAUUUCCAAGCCAACUAGGCCAUAUAGGCCCCGCCUCCAGGUUGUGUGAAGAGUCUGUGUUGGACGACUUGUCCAAGUUAAAAAGCAGAGUGGUGGAUCUCAAGGCAAAUAUACAGACAGAGGCAGAGAUUCAGCAGCAUACACAACCUUUUGUGGAGGUGGCUGAGGAGCGUCUGAAGGAGGCGGAGGACGAGGUGGAGGGUAUGAAGAUGUCGAGUCAGGCUCUGGUGGAGUUUUUCUGUGAAGACGACAGCACUUUUAAACUAGAAGAGGCUUGCAGGGUCUUUCAUUCGUUUUGCCACCGUUUUCAAAAAGCUGUCCAGGAAAAUGCAGAACGGGAACUGAAGGAGCAGAAGCGCCUGGCACGUCAGCGUGAGAUGGGAGAAAAGCGUCGCUCUCUGGCUGUUUGUACUGGGCUGGACAUGAGCCUGAGCCUCACCAGGGAGCCUCCAAAUCAGGAGAACCAAGAUGAGCUGGAGAAGCUUCUAGAGAAGAAUUUGAGCUACACGUGGAGCCGGCGAAGUCUUAGAAGCUCUGAUUCCCGCAGACAUUCCCAACAAAUCCACAGCGAUGCCCAUCUCCACAACUCAUCCAUGCUCAAAAGCUUCCCUGAGCUUGGCAGCAGCCCGACUUCAGCCAGUUAUCACUCGAACAGCUCCUCCGACCAUGAGACCACCGCUGUACUCUGCAGCUCCCCAGAGACUGAUGGCACAUGUUCCCCUGUGGACCAAGAACCUGCUCUGGGCAGAGGCAGCAGGGCUCAGCACAGCGCACGAACAAACCUGAGCAUGGAAGCAGUUCAAGACUCACACAUUGCAACAUUUAGUGCUUCUCAGCAUGGAAACCGCUUCACGGUGAAGCAACAUGGGCCUGAGAGCAUUUCUUAUGUGUUACAACACCAUCCGAAAGCAACAGGACUUAAAAAAGAAGCAGAUUUUUCACAUGAGCACAUGGCUUUGAUGAACAGUUCCUGUACAAACUCCGUUGCUAUAAAUACUGAUCCACCCGCCCAGUGUGUUAAAAGCCAGGCCUCCACUUACAGACAAAGGUUCGGCCUGCCAGUGACAGACAGUAAUUGUCUUCUUCAGAGUAAAUCUAAUGACUCUUGUGUCAAUGAGGCCAUACAACAGUCUGUUCAUACAAGUGGAACACUUUCUCAUAGUGACAGCAGGGCUGGGCUUUUGAGGUACCCGAGAUCUGAGACCAAUUCUCAGUCAUCUGUGAAUGUUCCAGAGUCACAGCCACAGGCGAGAGAGGCACCUUCCGUUAAAACAAGCAUUGCAGUGCCUUUGCCUGAUGCAGGUUCAACAAAACAGACGGACACAGAAGUGGUGUCCACACCUGUGGAGGAGAACUGGAUGCCCUCCAGUCUACCAGAGUUCAGCCAGUCGCAGCCAGAGGAGGUCUCCGACUUGCCGGGUGCCGAGAGGGAGACGGCGAGGUCGUACUCCCGUGUGGGUGAAACACUGGAGUGCCACACUCUGGUGAAAGGCCUCCGAUCCUAUGACGCCCUGUCCCCCCCGACCUCCCCACUCCCACGACCUGCACCAAGCCUCUGCUCCAAGUGGAGGAAAGAGAGGGAGGUCGACCUUCGAGAGGGGGCGACAUCGGGGUCUGCAACAUCAAAGGAGGAGACACGAACCCUGAGGAUCCCUGUGCGCAGCGGGAUUGGGGCCAAAAGGGGACUUGUGUCACGUGCAGGUCCUUCCAACAGCACAGGCAUCCCCAGGGUGCGCUCUAAAACGGAACCUUCAAAUGGAGCCCCACCCUCGGUAAACCCACCUACUCCUAGUCGGCUGUCUGCUCCUCGUAGCAUAUCAAUGCGCUCAUCUCCCAUCACUCGGCCCGCUGUUACUCAGACAGACAUGAAACGAAGUAACAGUGUACGGGAGAGAACUGUAAGCGAGCCGCAGACUCCUGAGAAGCCCAACCUGACCCGCAGGACUUCAGACAGAUCAGUACCAGAGAAGGUUUCGGGCGGCACCCAGCCAGCCUUUAUCAGAGGAAGUCCUCUCCGUGUGUCCAAACGACUCGCCCCGAACUCUGAGACUCAGGUUCUCUCUCAGCCUCGCGCUGCCCACAGCCCGUCCUCUGCCACAGCCAAAACCAUACGCACGGCUGUCAUAUCAGCUGCCCGAAGUAAAACUGCCAAGACGACAAGCACAAGCACCUCUCCUGCCAGCUCUAAAAUCCCGACAGCUUCACGCAUACCUGGUCCCAAAAUGCCUCGAGCUGCUGCUUCUCAGCCGCUGUGGAGGUGAUGCCAUUUGCUCCAACUUCUCAUGGAUCUUCCUCAGCUCUCCCUCAACUGUAUUUCAUCUAAAUUCAACUUUAAAUUAAAUUUAUAUAUUUGUCUGAGUUCUUAGGGUCUGCGGAUGUAAAAUGAAGCUGCACUGGGAGCAUCAGGGUUGUUUUUUCCUCCUGUGCUUCACCCAAUAGCAGGAUAGUGGAUCCUCUACAAUCUACCUCUUUUUACACCCAUUUGUGUCCUUUGCAGGCAAUAGGACAGUGAGAGAGGACACGUAACUAUUCAUAUGCAGAACAGCUUAACAUUUAAUUCACAUUAGUAAAAUGCUACCGAGUGAACACUAUGCACUGUCUGUACAAGUGUGCUCUGACAGAAUUGCAAGUUGGAAAAUCGUUUCAAUCUCUCUAGCAUGGACAAAAAAAAGGGUAGUUUUCUUUUAAAACUUUAUUUUAGGAACUUGUCCAAAUGUUCUGAAUGCUGUGACCCUUCUGCUAAUUGAUCAUUGUAUUCUCAAACUUGGCUGCGUUACAGUCCGAACUGAACUCGGUACAAUAUCGAACUGCUCAUCCUCUUGUUGAGAGGCCUCAUCAUUCUGAUGCACUUUACAAACUGAAGAAGAGGCUGUAAGGAGAUUGUUACAGUAAUGUUUGUCUUUUUUUUUUCCUGUUUUAUAUCAAAAAAUUCUAUAAGUUUAUUGAAUAGCAUUGGUUGUUAUUCACUGUACUAUGUGCAUUUGUUAAUAAAAGACAGCGAUGUGUAUGA